Caenorhabditis auriculariae is the source of this 16843-nucleotide messenger RNA. Lineage: Eukaryota; Metazoa; Nematoda; Chromadorea; Rhabditida; Rhabditidae. The record is from the annotation of a GenBank genome assembly.
AUGGGCGAUUUAAAUGAGGACCUGCAUGUGGCGGUCCUAGCCGUCAAACAAAAGUGUGCGGAGGUUCAGCAGAAAAUUUUCGCCGAGGACCAGGUUACUGUAAUUUUCCCCAAGGAUACUGUAUUCAGUCAUUAAUUUUUUUAGUCAAUGAAAAAAAAUUUUUUUUCGUUUACCAUUGCAAUUUUGUGAAACUCAUUCAUCCAAACGUUUAUUUCAGAGCUUAUCGUAGUACGGUAUAAUUCAGAGUACUGUAGGAGGGUUACGGUAGUCCAAGUUUAAUUUUUCUCAAAUUUUCACUGUUCUGAUCAAUUGGUGAAGCUUCAUUCUCUGAAAAACGCAGCACAUUUCGUGAAUUUCGCUACAGUAACCCAAGCCAUCGGGUUACGGUAGCGACAUUUUUGAAACUUUACAGUAUCCCCUGAGUGAGCUACUGUAGUUAUAGCCCUUAUAGAGCCAUUUUCGAAGCACGACCUAGCCUCGUGUGAUAAAAUCAUCAAAAAAAGCGAAAUUUUAUCAAAUAAUACUGUAGAUUACUGUACUAUGCCUUUUGUAUACAGUAGUUUUUCAGAGUCUUCCUCACAAAAACGGCCAUUUGAACGUCCGACGCUACAUUUACGCGUUAACAACGGCGAAAAAAGAGGUUUUUUUUUUAAUAUUUUAUUUUCUACUUAUCAAAUCACUCACUGAAAUUUGCUUUUUCGAAAAAAAAACAUGUCAAAAUGAUUCAUCUUCCCACGACACUUACUCAUAAUCUUUACAUUUUCUAAUCUAUAACCUUUCGGGCCGAAAUGUUGGAAACUACGUAAAACGCGUAGGUUUGUAGCGUUAUCAGGCCGUCGACUUGGUGGCGCCUACGCUUUGUGAAAAGAGAGGAGGAGGAAAUUGGAAUGAAAUUACGAUUUGAGGGGGUUUUUUUUUUCUUUUUUGACGUAGAAAAUUGAUAAAAAUACACACUUUUUUGCAACCUCGGGUGUAAAAAUGAAACGGGAAUAGAGUCUUCUGAACUUUGGGGCUAUUCGGAGUUUUGGAAUGAAGAGAAAUGGGGGGGCUCUAGGAAAAACAAUUUUUGGGAGGGGCUAGAACCUGCGAUCUUUUGAUUUCUAGAAAUAAGCCUAAGCCACCGAGCCAUCCGGAAACAAGUGCAAAACCGGAAAAUUGGUUGUCGACUUUUGCAAAUGAGAGUCUAGCUGUUCGGAAACAUCAGAGAUUUAGAGAAACUUUUGAUUAUUUUUCAAAAUCCUUGACUGGAUUCGAACCUGCGAUCUUUUGAUCUCUGAGAAUGGGCCUAAGCCACUGAGCCACCCGGAGACAAAAGCAAAACCGGAAAAUCGUUUUGCAAAAGAGUGUCUAGUUGUUGGGAAACAUCAGAAUUGUGGUCAACUGUUCGAAAACCUCGAGUGGAUUCGAACCUGCGACCUUUUGACCCUUAGAAAAGACUACUAGCCGUUGAGCUAUGGGUAAUAUUGGACCCAAUUCAAAAAUAUUGAGUUGGCUCCUACUUCGAGUUCAAAAAAAACAUUUAAAUCCAUUCUAGAGAACUAAAUUAUGGAGUUUUUUGAUCUAUAUUUGAAAAAAAUUGAAAAAUCCUGGAGAGGAUUCGAACCUACGACCCCUGAAUAGAAUACUUUCCAUAUGAGAAACGAGAAAAUUCUCUUUUUCUAGUUUCAUGACGUCAUAUAGCGAAAUUUGAAACCAACAAAACCACUUGAGGGAACCCUUGGUCGACGCAGCCGGUCUCUAACUCGGGUCUACAUGGAGGAGAAGUAUUACAGAUCCGUGAGUCUACAUUUUUGAAAUGGCAAAAAUGAAAAGUCAAGAAGAAGAUCCGAUCUUCUGACCUUUUUGAUCAUGACCUAAUGGUUUACCGACUGAGCUAUUCAGAAAUCAGCUCCUCAUCCCGACCAAGUCGAGCGAAACGAGUUCUACGAACAGGAUUUCACGUGAGUUUUUUUUUUCGAAGACUUUCAAAACUUCUCCAGAUAAUCCCUUUAACGUAGAUCUAAAAAAAUCGAAUUUUGGUAUACAAAACUUGAGAAACAAAGACUCGCUGAGAUGAUUUUGCGGACUAAAACCUUACCGUAAUCCCCAGAUUUCAUACUUCAGAUCGAGAAAACUAGAAAAGCUUAAAGAAACCAGGCAUUUCGGGAAACAGCUUCCAAAGUUUUGAUUGCGGACUUAGUUCUUACCGUAAUCCUCAGAAGUCUGAUCUUGAACUGAGUGGGCUGCAGGAUCAAGAAACGAAAUUUCAUAGAAAGGUUGCUCAAAUUGAAAAAAAGACUGUCUGAGAUGAUUUUGAGAGAAGACUAAACUUAAGUAAUAAUUUGAAUGAAGAUAACAUCAACCCUCUAAAGCGUGUAUACAGACCAAACUUUUACCGUAAUCUUUGAAAUGAAGAUAGUUUAGGCUUUAAAGCGUGUAUAGAGAUCUAACUCAUACCGUAAUCUUUGAAAUGAAGAUGAAAUACUUUAAAGCGUGUAUACAGAUCUAACCCAUACCGUAAUCUUCCAGACCGCAAGGAGAAGAGCGUCUGGAAUUCACAGAGACUAUCGACGCUCCCUUAACCGAACUCGAAGCAGAAGACGUGGCCCAUGUCCAACGAGUCGCCAGGAAACUUCCAGAAGGCGUCGAGCCAUGGACCCACGAGCUCGUGGUUACUGAAGAGGUGACCAUUUUUUUCGAAACUAACGUCUUCAAUACAUUUUUUGAUUUUUGACGUCUUAAUUUUUUUUUUCCAUGCUAAUUAACGUCUUCAGGACGGCGAGUCAGGCCUCCUGGAAGAUCGAACUCUGACCCUCCGAAGUGGAAAUCAUCCUUACGGGUCCAAUCAUCUGAACGACGUGGCCGAAUCGUUAUCGGAAAAGGUAAAAGGAUUUUGGAUUGAAAACUUGAAGCAAACCUUCAGAUCGCCGAGUUCUUCGGAGUCCGAGAUGAGAUCCGAAAACGGGAGCUUUCCAUGUCAGUAGUGCCGGUUUAUGAGGAACAUGGGACUCAUUACGUUUCCUAUGGUCUUAACAGGUCUGUUUUAAAUCCCGAUUCGGAUUUAUCCCUGCUACUAGUCCAUAGUCAAGCCUUUUUGUCGAAGCUACUUGCAGGUCUUCGUCGCUGAGUUCGAUUCACCGACGUCGUCAGGAGGAACGUCGUCAGCUCGACACCAUCGAGGUAGAAGCAAAUUCACGGGCUGAGCUUGCCGCAGACUCUCUUCCCAACAUCUACGGCACCUUUGGAAGCUCUUAUGGCACUUCCAGUACGGCUUGGAGCCACCAGAGAGAGCCAGGCUUCUUGUUCCGAUACGACCAAAACGGAAAGAUCAUCCAGGAGUCCUACGGCACUUCUGGCCUUGGAAGGUACACAAGUUCGAAUGGUGCUGCUCAAGUCGGAGGAUACACCUCUUAUGGGAGUACUGGAAGCGCUCUUGGAGAAUACAUCUUCCAUGGAGCAAGAGAAAGCCAAUCAAGCACUACUGAAGCCGCUCUCGGACAUUACACUUCUCAUGGAAGUUCUGAAGCUGUUCAAGCGAAAGAGAGCCAAUCUAGCAGUACCGAAGUCGGACGCUACACCUAUGGAAGUACUGGCAACGUCCUGGAAAAUCGUCAGUACGACACUUCAAAUCUAGGAAGGUACACGACCUAUGGAAGUGCCAUAAAUGUGACCGAGGCCAACAAGUCCAGCAGCACUGGCAGUGUGGCUACAGUUGUGGCGAAUCCCGAAGUCACCAAGUCUGUCCAUCGAAUCGAAACUACCACCAUCUCUGAGCCGAUCUACGAUUCCGUUGCCAAAGAGCACAUUUACGACAUUCCUGAGCAAACUCCUGCUCCAAUUCUAGCUUCCCCUCGAUCACCAGUGCAGCUUCCGAAGAACUUCGGCACUUACUACGGCGCCGCUUCUUACAUCUGCCUGAAUCCCUAUGACUACGAAGCUAUCAUGGCCAGGCCUUUGCACUAUUCCUACAAUUCUGAGUCCCAUCGGGAAGUUCUGAGAGAAUGGAAGGAGCAUGAAGCCUUGGAAAGAGUCAAGGAGGAAGAAAGACGAGCCUAUGAAGCUACUCUUGUUCAAACUCAGACUGAAGAGGUUCAUCACAUAAUCGAAGAAGUUCGGCAAGAAAUCGAGGAGCAUGUGGAGCACUCUCUCCACCGAGCCUUGGAGCUGGACCAUUCCCUUCUGGAAGUCGAGAAAACUAUCAUUGAAGCCCUGCCGCAAGUUGAGCCGGUACAGCAAGAAAUUCUCCUUCACGAACUUCAUCGAGCCUUGGAGCUGGAACACAGCCUGAUCGAGGAAAUAACCUACGCAAAAUCCAGAAGCUCUACAUCUUCCACCGUUCGGGUUCGAUCUCUAGAAGAGGACGCCAGGAUUCAAAGACUCCUGGAGGAGACUGCGAUUCUUGAGGAGAAUGCUCGAAUCGCCGUGGAGAAGUUGGAAUCAUCUCGACGAUCGAGUGGAGAAGAAUACAUUGUUCUGAUCCGAGGAGUGGAGCUGGAUCAUCUGCCGUGGGACGUCGUCGGUUACAGUUUGCCUCCAGAUGAGCCGGCGCCGAUCUACGACGACUACCACGACGACGAGCACAUCUACGCCGAGAUUGAAGACCCUCCAGAGGAACUUUUCCACGCCACGCCUGUCGAAAUUGUCUACGACUCGACGUCUUCCGAUUCAGACACAAUCUACGUCGGGAAUGCUGCCCUUGAUAGAGCCAUGAGCGGUUAUCAGAGUAUCCGAGAAGUCUCACCAAAGCCAGCCCCGCGAGAAGAAUACCGUGACGACAAGACGAUCUACGUCGGCCGCGAAGCGUUGGCGUCGGUGUCGAGCAAGAUGGACGUCGUCGAAAAACACGAGAAGCUGGAGAAGAGCGUCUUGGAGCGGGUCAAGGAGAUCGAAAGCCAGCCGGGAGCCGGAGAACCUCCAAGAAGGUCGUGGAACGCCCUAGAGCUCUGGGGAUCGGCAAACGACGUCAGCACUUCUGGACAUGCCGUUGGAGGAGGUGUGGCCAUUCAUGAGAACUUCUGCGAGGUUGGUUUCAGAGUUUUUUGAGAUUUAAGAAAAAAUCUGAUAAGAACGAGUUUUUUUACUAUGUGUUUCACUCAAUUUAACAGUGACUAGUUACAUCUAAACCCAAAAAAUUAGGAAGGUCAUGGUCGCACGGAGAAUGGCUCAAAGCAAAGUUGCACCCGACCUAAACUGACUUGCGCGCCGAUAUAGCCUUGUCAGCCCUCAUUUGCGGAUUCAAGCCGCAGCCGCUACGCAUUGAGCUAUUUAAAAUGCGACCAGGAAAAAUUCCCAUCGCUUGCAUUUUUCCAAUGCGAGUAACGUUUCAGUCAGAAUGCAUAAUGAGAAUUAAAUUUAACAACUUCGUUUAGCAAUAGCUCAGUGGUUUAAUUGAAUUCGUAUUUAAUGGAGAAGGGAGAUGUACAUGCGCCUUUAAAUUCUCCAAGAUGUCUAUGAACUAACUAUUCCAGAAAUCUUCCCAUGCUGAUCAUCACCAACUGACGGAACACCACAGCAGUGCAUUCUCCAGAGUGGUAAUUGAUUGAACUUGAUUAUUGUGUUCGCCAUGCUUUUGAACUUGUCUGUGCUUUCUUUUAUAUGGCCAGUUCAUACCGACUUUGAAAACCAAAUGGGCAUCUUGCCAAAACCUGUUUUGUUGUGUAGGCGAUGUGGCUUUGGCGGGUACUUCCGGGAAAAAAUUAGAAAACCUAAUUUAUCGACUUCUUUCACUGAACUACCGUAUAAGAACGAUAGUAGCUCGGUAUGAGGGGGCAUCUCUUUCAAAAUGGAACUUCCCGCCAAAAGCCGCGCCGCGUAAGCAACGCGUCACUCAUCGCUCUUUAAGUCGAAAAAAGAUUGGAGGGCACAGACAGGUUAGAAAGUCAUGACGAAGGGAAAACCUUAGCACCGAAAACCAUGCACUGGGGAGGAAUUUAGGAGAGCAAGGAGCACGAGUUCGAGCUGAAGCAUCACCAGGAGCAUGAAGAACGACAUCAUCAUCAGGAACACCAUCAUGAGCAGCACCAUGAUCAUCACCAUGAGCAGCACCAUGAGCAGCACCAUGAGCAGCACCAUGAGCAUCACCAUGAGCAGCAUCAUGAGCAGCAUCAUGAGCAUCACCAUGAGCAUCACCACUAUCAUCACGAGCACGACCUUCUCUCGAAGAAGCACGACCACGACUUGGAGCUGGAACUUCUCGCCGCCCACCGUUUCUCCGGCCACGAACGCGAUUGCCCCCGUUGCCGUCGACUAGCCAUCGUGAAAAUGACGUCAUCCUUUUCUGGAGUGACGUCAGAAGAGCUGACGACGUCACGCGUUCAGACGAGCGCCUUCGAGUCCGUCCAAAAGGUGUCCGCAUGAAAACCAAAAAACCCAUCCUGCACGCGGUCUUGCUCAGCCCGAUCCCCUAAUCCAUUUCCCACCUGCACAUCUUCUUUUUAGCUACCGUAAUCAGUUUAAUAAUCAUCUUUUUAAUUUUAGGAGACUCAUCAUGUUGAAGUGCAAACGGAGAAGAAGCCCGAGCCGAAGCCUAUCGGUGAGUUUUGAAAUUUAAAGGAUUAUUGACGUCAUAAAAUUUAGUGUAUUCUAUUUUAAACGGAGUAUUUGAUUAAAAUGGCACAUUUUCUGAAUUUUUUUAAUGAUGUCAUAAAAAAGGGAAAAAUUAAUUCUUUAAAAAGUUAAAAAUAAAGAUUUAUGAAGUCUCUCUUCAAUUUUUAAGAAAAUUUAACAAACUUCUAUUGAAUAAAACUCAUGCUGACGUCACUUUUGACUAAUUUAUGACGUCAUUACUUAAAUUUAAAAUUUUUUUCUGUAGAAUUAUUUUAGAAAAGCAAUUUUUCAAGAAGAAAAGACCUUAAUGACGUCUAUAAUUACCAAAAAAAAAUCUCCACAUUUUUGACGUCACUAGGAUGAGAAACACUAUGAAAUAUAAGAAAAUCGAGUCUCUAAACUGAGCAAUAAACCUCCGCCACAGCUCGACGAACACCGCCGGUAGCGAAAAAAAUCGCUAGCCGAUUUAAUCCGAUCCGUAAGUUCGUAGGAAUUUAGAGCUCCUUCCAGCUUUUGGAUAGUAUAGUUAGGCCAGUUAUAGAUUACUCUAUACGGUUUGGUCUCGUUUCUUUCACACUAAAGUUACCGUAAACAGAGCUUCACUCAAUAAACUGAAUUAAGUGGGUCUCGAGGAAAAAAAAAUCGUGGAAAGCUGGCUUAGAAUGAUCUAUAGUUGAGCCUAAGAAGUUAUUAUAAGCUUGGUUACCAGGUAGUGCCUAGAUAUCAUAGUUAACUGAGCCUAGUCAGAUUAGCUUUGCUUCAAAAACACCCUAAAAGCUUCUCCCAGCGUCCAGAUAGUCCAAAUAGUGAGCAUAGUAGACCAAAAAUGUACCUCGAGGUACCCAAACUCGGUUACCAGGUAAAAUAACUCCAAUGCUAGUUAUCCCGGCGCCUGAGCCGCCACGUCCAGUGCCAAAGAGACUUCCGAAGCCGGAGCCCGAGCCGGUCAAGCCACCGGAGCCGGAACGACCCAAGAGGAAGCCGUGGGUGCCGCCGCCGAAGCCGAUUCAGUUCGAUGAGGAGAAGCAUGACCGUUUGUUUGAACUUGUCAAGUAGGAGGGUUGAGGGAAAGCUGUUCAGACCCACUGGGACCAGUGAUUUUCCACGAGCUGAUGCUUCAGAACGGCAUUUUGAGGAAGAAGUAUCACGAGGAGCAGACGGCUACCUUGACCAGGCCGGUCAGUCGGCCGGUUAGCCGGGCUAAUAGGUUGGUUUUCCGGAAGGAUGAAAAAUGAAGAGAAGAAGGGAAUCGGCCAUGUAAUAAAUCUUCCGCUGAUUUUACCAAAAAUGAACGUCCGGGGGGUGAUGAAGGGAAAUAACUGGCAAUUCCAGUGACUGAAAAGAUGACCGAAUGAUCUUUUCAUACGGUUUCCAAUUCAUGGCUUGAGAAGACGAAAAUGGGCGUGGCCUGUCUGCACUCUCCACCAACCAGGCACUGUCUCGUUUCUCAUCGUGCCAGGACCCUAUUCUAUGGAUUUAUACCCCAUCCAUUUCAGGAAAAACCCAAAAAAGUUCUAACAGCCUCCUAUUUUCCAGUCGUCCGUCAACGCCUGGACUCGAACCGAAAACCAUCGAUUUCCCUCGUCUGGAUCAGGUUCAUCCCCAAGAUCUCGACUUCGUCGCCGAGUACGUCAACGACCGCAUCAACACCUACAAUGGUUCAUUUCUUUUUUAUUCCGAGCAUGAUGAUGGAGCAGAAAACAUCUAUUUAAUCAUAUAAUUCAGAAAAAGAACGACGAGCCAGCGAGCACAGGAUCCACUCCUUGGAAAGGACUUCGCAAAGAGCUACUGCUGGAGGUAUCGUAGGUAAGGGUUCUUCUUCUUCUUCCUACGCCUUUGUACCGCUUGAGCGGCGUCGGCGCCCCAGGUCGAUUAGCCGGCGUCCUGAUAUCAGUGGACUGGCUCUAGUGACAUAUCCGUCCUUGUGUGUGACGGCUGGGGAUUUUGACGUCGUGGUUUCCCACUACCAACAUUUCUUAAACCCUUUGGUUGGGUCGGGGCGGGGAUCGAACUUGUGACCCUGUGGACCGUAGACAGGCACACAGCCUGUUGCGCUACGGCGCGCCUCAUCGUAGGUACGGUAGAAAAACAGCGAAAAAUUGAGAAACCGACAAAAAAUGAUUAUUACAGAUUAAUCAAGAGAGGGAGGGAUGUGAUCAAAUUGAUUUUUGGGAACAAGAGCAUUAAAUUUUUUAAAUUUCAGCCCCUCGACCCUCCCGUUCAACUGAAACACAUCAAACGAGAAAUUCGGCAAUCAACGUGGUUGGAGGUCACGUCGGUGGACAUACUAGGCAUGACCAUUAUGAGCAUGGUGAGAUUUUUGUAGUCGCACUGGGAAUGGCUUUGAAGCGACGCGGUCGCGCCGCGUCUAUGAUGCAUUUUGAACACCUUUCUUGUGGUGUAAAUGUUGGUCAAAAACUAUGAAGAAAACUUUUAAGCUGUUUUUGGACCAAUCAGAGCAAAGUCCAUUCAUGAACGACUCGAAAGAAAAAAUUUCUCGCCGUGACUCAUUCUGGAACACUGCCAAUGCUCCUUCAAUUUGGAAAACUUCUGGAGGAUGAAAAAAACUUUUUUAGCUCAAAUUUACACUGAAUCAACUUUAAAAUAAAUCAGGAACUUUCCUGUAAAAUGACGUCAUCUCAGUAUUGCUCAUUUUAGUCUGACUUCUCUGUGUCCUCCUUUUUUUCUUUGUCUUUUCCUGUUACUAUGACCUGGUCCGUGAGGGAAAAGAGGGUGCAGAUAGGUCAGACUUUCCGCAAAUGGAGUAUUUUGUAUUUAUAUUAUCUUAUAUAAGCCAUUGAAGUGCUAGAAACACUUUGAAAAUUGAAAAUUGGCGUUUUUUUAAGCUAUUUAUGAAUAUACUAUCAGUCUUCAAGCCGUUUUCCGCUAAUUUUCUCAAUUUUUCAGGCCUAGAAAGACGAGCCAGUGAACGCCAUACUUCGGAAAGACCUGCUGUUGGAGGUAUCGUAGGUGAGGAUUACUGUAGAAAACAUUUUUGAAAUGGUGAAUUACAGUAUCCCAACCAUCUCAUGAAAUCUACCUGAUCAGAAGUUUGGAGCUCAAUGAGGUCAGACCUCACGUCGGCGGUCAUGCAAGUCACGGAAAAUCGCAUCAAGGUUUUUUUUCACUUGGGUCGCAUUGGGAAUGGCUGACUGCGUUGCGGUUACGCGGGAUUUUGAAAAACUGGCUUCUACUGAUUUUUUAAUUUUUUUUGUUCUUCAUUUAGCUUACAAUUCCAAGAAAAGGAAAAUUUUCUUGAAUGAAAUUUUAUAAAAAAUCGCUUCACAACCGCUACACGUUGAGUCGUUACACGUGCUACCAUAAUGAUUUGAAAUUUUUUUGAGGAUCUUUAUUUUUUUAGAAGUCCACAGAGCUGAAUUGGAACGACCAAAGCCUAUUGCUGUUGGAAACUUUGUGGCAGUUAAAAACGGGAGAUCAUCGGGAUCAUUCGAAUGGUUGAAUUUGGAUCCUUUUUCAGAAAUUAAAAAAAAAAACUUAGCUUUCAUAAAAAAUCCGGAGUGUACAAUAUAAGACUAAAUGAAGAAUGCAAAUUUUUUUUCCCAAAAAAAGCCUUUUAACAAGUUUUUUGACCAAAUUUUCAGUUAAACUCCGCUUGUCAAAUAAAAAAUACACCCUCUAAUUUUUCCUACUGCUACAAAAGACAAAAUCUCCAAUCCAUAGAAAUUCCCUAAUUUUUGCCGUUGAAAAGAUUUUUUUUCUGAAUAAUCCUAUUCCUUCUCGGGCUCAUUUUUACUUUUUUUACAGCUUGAAGCUCUGGAAAAAGCUACCAAUUUUCAUUUUCUUCAAAUUUUUGAGCUUCUCGGACUCUAGUGACCACUUUAGUAGCGUCACAACUCUUAAGUGACCCCUAGAAUUAGACAGAAAUGUCCGUUUCGCGUUCAAUUCCUUGUGAGCGUUUUCUCAAAAAUACAACCUCUUUUAAGAAUUUCAAGAAACAUUAAUUCGGGAUAUGUGGCUCUACAUGAAAUUUUUCUAGACUUUUUUUGACUGGUCUUCAAUUUCAGGCUUAUUAAUCUCGAAACUUCUUGAUUUUUUUCUCGAUCAAUGUCUUUAGGAUAUCAUUUAAAAACUACUACUUUUUUCAAAAACCAUAUUUGCAAAACUUGAAAAAGAAAUUACUUCAAAAAAAGGCUGUAGGUUGUAAUUUUUUUAGAUUCCCCUGCCUCCCCCAUUUCAGUUUAAGACGUCUAAAUCGUAAAAAAACCCGUCUUUCCUUUUCAAUUUUUUUCAACUAAAAAAACCCCAUAUUUGCUUGAAAAAAAUAGUUCAUUUUGAGAAAAAAAGAUUUAAAAUAAACGGUUUUCCAUGGACCUUUGCCGAUUUUUUUAGCUUCUAGAAUACGAAAAAAAUUUCAUCUAAAGACUAUAUUUGAACACUUUCUAUAGAUAACCGUAUAUUUGGACCAUUUUCAACUGAAAUAUUUCAAAAUAUAGUCAUUUAAUCUCAACCUUACAGAACUUUUCAUCGCCCGACCGGUUUUGGCCGGUAGCGUUUCCGGAAGCGAGGACGGAUAUGCUCGUAAGGAUCUCAAAAUGAAAUUUCAAUGCAAAAAUGAACCAAUUUUGAGGUUUCGACAAAAACAAGUACGAAGAUGUUUCCGUGGCCGGCGAAAUCGAAGACGUUGACGUUGAUUACGAAAUCGCCUAUGCUAAUCAAGCCAUCAGAAGGAUGAGCCGACAUAACCGGUGGUCGGAGGAUGAAAUGAAGGUUUUGGGAAGCUCACAAAAAAAACUGAAAUUCAAAGAAAAUAAAAAUUCAGAGCCCAGUAAGUCCUCAAAGAAGAGCCCAUUUGGACGCUGCCAUACCUUUGAACUCGCCUUUUGUCAAGGUUUUUCUUGAAAUCUCACUUUUCUCUAGUUUUUUUUUGCUCCUAAGACUCUAGGAUGUUGCACUAGGUAAAUUGAUACCAGAAACGGCUCUUCGCCUCAAGACCUUCAUAGAAUUUGCCUAUGCGCCUUUAAAGAAUAAAAGUGAGCCUCAUUAUACGUAAAUUAACACUUGAAAUGGCUCUUCGUCUCGAGACCCUCAUGAAAUUCGCGCUUGAGCCUUUGAAAAACCACAUUGAGUCUCAUAAUACGUUUAAUAACACUUGAAACGGCUCUUCGUUUAAAGACCCUUAUGAAAUUCGCGCAUGCGCCUUUAAAAAAAUCCCAGUGAGCCUCAUCAUACGUUAAAUAACACUUGAAACGGUUCUACGCCUCAAGAACUUGAAUAAAUCCUCCCGUGCGCCUUUAAAAAAUCAUAAAAUAACACUUGAAACUUCUCUUCGUCUCAAGACCUUCAUAAAACUCUCCCAUGCGCCUUUAAAAAAACAUUAGUGUUAAAGAUCUCUUACCCAGGUAAAAUAACACUUGGAACCACUCUUCGUCUCAAGACCUGCAUAGAACUUGCCUAUGCGCCUUUAAAGAAUGACAAGAUUGAGAAAGCCUCAAAUUACGUAAAUUAAAACUAUAAACGUCUCUUCGCUUCAAGACCUUCAUGUAAUCCUCUAAUGCGCCUUUAAAAAAUUACAGGGCUCAGAAAGCAUUAAUCAGGCAGAAUAACACUGAAGACGGCUCUCCGCCUCAAUAUAUUUUUUUGAAAAUCGUCCAUGCUCCUUUAAAAAAUUGCAGCGAGGGUUCUUGGACAGGCUAUACUUUUAUUGGAUUUUUCUUUAAGUUUUUCGUUUCAAUAAUUGAAAUUGAUGAAAUUUUCCGAGUUUGAGAUAGUCUUUAUAUGGAAAAAUGAGGUUUGAGACAAAUAUUUUCUAAAGAAUUUCGACUUUUACUUCCUUUUCUGAAUUUUGAAAGUUAUAGUCGAUGUGCCACGACUUGAAAUUUCAUGGAACGACACUCCGUUGGGUGGCCGUGGCCGUGAAAGCGCCUUGCCUUUGCGAAUUUCAGUCGCGCUUUCCAUUUUUUUCUUUCAUUUGAAAAAUUUUCAUUAUUUUUUUAUUAUGUUUUAAUAGUUUUCCCCGUGCCAAACUCAUAAUUAUCUUUUUCUAGUGGAUAGACUGUUUCAUUGAUAAAAAAAUAAAGUAGAGUAAUUUUUCGAAUUUAAAGAGAAAAAUGCGUUUAUAAUAUUUGAAAGUUUUUUUCAUGAGAUGGUUUUUGGUUUUGUUCAAUAUAUUCCGUUAUUUAACCUUCAUUGAGCCUUUAUCGACAUUUCUUUUUUUCAUUUCAAAUAAUGUAAAGAUAUCCCAAUCAGAAAUAAAAUACACAGUGAAUGAUUUUAAAAAAAUUGAAUGUUUCUACAUCGACGAAUUUUAUUUUAAAAAAAACAGAUAAAUAAGUUCAAAGGAAAAAUUAUUAGUUUGCUGGACAUUUCGUUCAGCACAUCGUUUCCACUGUUCCAAUUGCCCACUGUUCACGCCAUAUUUCUGACGCAUAGCUCAGCAAUACGAUUUAUCUAAAGCUCCAUUUAAAAAAAGGAACGAAAACCUUUCUUCAAAUUAUGGUGCAUGUGCUCAUGGAAGUAAACGUCUUCAUUUUAUAAGACACUCAAUUUCUGAAAAAAAAAACCAUUAACGACUGCAAACAGAAAAAAAAACGAUGAAAACAUUUAAACAUGGCCUUAAAAAAACACAGAAACUUUUUGUAGAAUAUUGUGGUGUUUACGGCCUAUUUCUCCCGCAAAUCUUUUUGGUAAACCUUUGAAAAACUUUUUUUGAGAAACGAGAAAAAAACAAUAUUAAAAGCGAUCGACGAAUACAUGAAGUUUUUUUCAAACUUUUUUUAUCGCUUUUUUUCGAGAAAGAAUAUGAAAUUUGCUGUGUUCUUUUGUUUACAUUUGUACAACAAAAAUUUUUUUGCAACGAUAAUAAUACAUUUUGAAGACAUAAAACAAUUAAAAAAACGAUCAAAAUCAGAAUUAAAACCAAAAAAAUUAGCGUGGCCGAGGUUGGCAAAUUCGCAAGAUGCGCGCUACCGCACAAAUGGAAACAGCGGAGUGUCGUUCCAUGAAAUUUCAACUUGUGGCACAUCGACUAUAUUUGAGUCGUUUUGAAAAAAUCUCUCAAAAUUACCAAAACUUCUUUUUUUAUCUGUAUGGCAAUGAACUCAACUAAAAAUCUCUUUCAUUCUGAAUUUUUUUUAAUCAAAAAUACUCAAGUUCUUAGCAAAAAAUUUAUUAAUUACAGCCAACCUCUCCACUAUCACCAAGAUCUCCAAGAUCAGCUUCGAUUUCUCCAAACCCUCGCGGAGAUCUCUACACUACCAGUCACUUUUCUUCAAAUGAAGGUAAGAAGUUACUUAAAAAUCGAUUAAAACGACUUUUUAUUUAGGAAAAUAUGAAAGAAACGCUCCGCCAAGAGUUUCUCUAAGAACGACUUCAUACACAAAGUCAACUGGACACUUGAAUCAUUCUUCUGGUGAGUUUAAUAUACUCAAUCAAUAGUUCAUUCGACAGCUUCUCAUAAAAUCUCUUCAAAAAACUAUUUUUCGUUCCUUCCAGGCCUUCUGCUGGAAGGUGUUUGUCCUUUCGGCAAGGAAUUUUAGCCUUUUUUCUCGAAAACUAGCCAUUUUUGCUAAAUGAGGACGUCAGAACCCUCAAAAUCCAUAGAAAUGAGCUAUUUCAGAACAUUCAGCCCUCAUUUCUCGAAAAGUAGGAAGUUUUGUAGGUGAAGGCUUAGAGCAUUUAUAUAGGGGACUUCAAGAAAGAUUCUCGCCGAUUUUCAGAAAAUUCCCCUCCUUGUAGGGAGUAAUAAAUGAUUUUUUUCAGAUCACUCUCCUAGUGGUUAUCACAAUUUGCGAACUUCUUUGGGAAAGGCCAAAUCUGAGCUCUACGUCAACGACGAAUAUGCUGAAGUUCCGCCGAGACUCGAAGUCGGUCACGUCAAAAACUUGUCCAAGCUUUUCAGGUGGGUUUCAGGAUAAUUUUUGAGUCAUUUCGUGACAUUUUGGGAUGUCGUGAUAGUUAAAUUGAAAAAGAAACAUUCACUGACUUUUGGCAGGUAAUAAUAACUUAAAAAGGGCCGCUAAUUAUUAAAUGGGGCCUUAAUUAUUUUUUUAGAUCAUAUUUUUUUGAUAAUAGUCCAAUCUCAACAGUAUUUUCCUAUAAACUAGAACGAAAAUCGGUUUGAAAAAAAUUAAUUUUUUUCUCAAGGAAAAAUAACUAGUCGAAAAAUAGGCGUUUUUUUCAAGAAUUUUCAGCCUGAAAGUACACUAAAAAAACCUGUCUUUCUUGAAAUUUAUAAUGAAAAACUGAAAAAAAAGUUGAACGUUAUAAAGAAAAUGAGUUAAAAAGCGAAUUUUGAAAAUUUUUCCGAAGAAAAUCGUCUUUUUUUUUGCAUCCACAUGAUAAAACUGUGUGUAGACUUUUGUCUUUUCGUCAAAAAUGUCUUUAAAAAACUAGUAUCCCGAAUCUCCAUUGUAUCUUUUCAGCAAUCCCGACUCGAAGCCGCUUUCCACAAGUCAAAUUAUCUACAAAAGUGCGCCAAAAUCUCAGCAUUUCGUUGGAGAUGGAGUGUCACAUGAACAUCAUCACGGUAAAAAAUUAUAAAUUAGGGAAAAAUCUGGAAGAAUGAUUAAUUCAAGAACAACAGCAAAUUGUGAGGCCGAGAACUUUGCGGCGGAUUCCCCUGGACGAGGUCGCCCUUCAUGAAAGAAAUACCCACGAUUCAGAACAUCAUGAGGUUGGUUCAUUUUUUAAAAUAACCGCUGUUUUUCGAUUCCGCAAUAGAGAAAGAAAAAGAUAACCUAAAUUUGGAGCGACAGAGAUAAUUACAAAUUUCGCGAAAAUUUUGUGAACACGGUAUAAGGAAAAAACAACUAAAAUAAUCAAAAAUAAUCAAAAAAUAUGCGAAAAAUCGAGAAAAAAGAAAUUAUUUUCUUAAUCACCGUCUCUUCGUGUCAAUAGCUUCCAUCAAUGAAGAGCUAUGCGCCUUUAAUAAGAAACCCUCUCUUUGAUUAUAAUUUCAGUUAAUCUCACAUUUUUCUUUAAUUUUCCUCUUUAACAGGAAUUUUCGAGUAAUUUUUCGAUGAUAGCUUGAUUCAAAGAGCGUACCUUAUAAAAGUGCGGUUAUUAAAGUGAUCAUUAUUUUUCCUACUUUCUAUAAUUUUAAUUUUUUUUUAUUCUCUAGAGCUCUGGUUGGAUUUUCCCGUACUUAUUACCGAUCUUUAUUGGAAAAAUUAAAAAGAAUAUAGGAAUUAUUUUUCAACUUUUUUUUUUUUUAGUUUAAUGAGUCGUUUUUGGAACUGUCAAAAAUAAGUUCCGGAAAUUUUAAAAAAAUCGCACUUCAAAGCUUCAGGUAAAUAAGCGUAAAUUAAAUCCACAGAAAUUUUAAAAAAAGAGUAAAAAUCGUGAAAAAUCUAUGAAAAAUCGGCGGAAUUUUAAGACACUCGAGGGUUUAAAAAAUAUUUUGAAAUCCAAAAAAAAUUUUGAAUUCCAGGAAACCUUUUCCAACUGAUUUUCUCAGCUAAAAUCUGUUUUCUAAACGAAUUUUUCCAGAAACCUCAUGAGAUCAACGGGAAUAUUUCGAAGGACAGCGAGCACAGUGUUCAUUAUGCUUCCAGUGGUUAGUUUCUCUUCUAAGUUUGAAAUUUUCAAUAAUUUCAGGACUUCUAAACGGUCACCACAGUACUUUCCAUCACUCAAGGUUAAAAAAAAACUGAAUUUUUCCUGUAAAAGAAGGAAUUUUUCAGUGAAAACGACCCGCUGACCGUGAAAGUCCGCCGAGUUUACAAAGUCAUCCAUAAUGGGUGAAGAAAAAUAUUUUUUCUUGGUAAUAAAAAAAUUUUCAGCGCCUCUUCGGUUCUUUCUCCCACUCACAAUGAGCCAGAGUAGGUUUUGAAUUUUUUUUUUUCAAAAAUGUUUGAUUUUUUCAAGCGACGCCUAUAGGGUUUAGGGAAAAACAGCCCCCUAAAAGUGCUCCCUAGAGGGGUAAAUUUCAGCUACUUUGCAUAGGGAUUUAGAGUAUUUACCCCAAGCUCUUAAAGAUCAAGUGACCCCUAUAGGGUUCUUCCAAUUGUUCAUUACUAUGCGAUAGUUUUUCUUGUGGCCACUUAAGGGUUUUCAAGUUUUCAAGUUCAUAACAAAAAAUGACCAGCUUGCUCCCCUAGAGUGGCCACUUUUGCAAGCUCCGGCCCCUAGAGGGUAAUUUUCAGGAGCCCCUAAGAGGCCACUCUGCCGUUUUCAAGUAGUUUAAAUUUCGCUUUCAAAACGUUAUUUUUUGGCAAAAAUAUUACAAAUUUUGUAUAAAAUGUAGCUUAACAGAGUGCUUGGUUUAAUUUUGAACUAAAAAACGAAAAAAAUUUUUUUUAGAUAUUCCGUGCCUCCCGAUGCUCAACACCGCCCCACGGUCGACGACCUUCUCUUAUAA